Leptidea sinapis is the source of this 1468-nucleotide messenger RNA. RefSeq lists its product as uncharacterized. NCBI's taxonomy places the organism in Eukaryota, Metazoa, Arthropoda, Insecta, Lepidoptera, Pieridae. The transcript has 2 exons. Bases 136 to 1401 code for a protein of 421 amino acids. The record is from RefSeq and is a predicted model, not a curated record.
GAGGCUGCGGAGCGGAGUGAGGAAGUAAUGCGGAGCGGAGUUGCUGUGUUUUUCAAUAUGCGGAGCUAGGCAGCAAGUACGCGACGAGUGAUUUCGAGCUCCCGGCGUGGGGCGAUUGGUUUAAUUCUACGCGAAAUGUCACUGAUAGCAGACAUGCCAUCGAAAAAGUUGAUACAUUAUUACCUUACAUUGCUUGAGGAAGAAGAGUUGGAGUCAGAAGAAGCCGAAAUACUUACCAUAUACCAUUUGAACAAUUCUAUGAGGAAACAUAGAUUUUGGUUAAGAAAUCAUAUCAAACAUCGUUCAGAACACAGUGAAUAUUUUACUUUUUUCCAAACAGCUGAUGAAGAAACUUUCGAAAAUUCUUAUAGAGUUUCAAGAUGUACUUUUUAUGAACUUCACUCCCUGAUUGAACCAUAUAUUCGGAAACAAGACACAAAUUACAGAAAUUCAAUUAGUAGCCGUGAAAGAUUAGCGGUGUGUUUAAAGUAUUUAGCAACCGGCCAGUCAUUUACAACGAUGGGAGAGAAUUUUAGAAUUGGAUUGAAAAGUGUAUCAAGAAUUGUUGAGGAGGUUUGUGAUGCUUUAUGGAAUAUAUUGCAACCUCUUGUCAUGUCACAACCAACAGAAAACGACUGGAAAGAAAUCGCAAAAGAUUUUGAUGAACUAUGGCAAUUUAAAAAUUGUAUAGGUGCUCUUGAUGGCAAGCACGUAUAUAUCAAGGCUCCCUCGAAAACCGGGUCCUCGUUUUUCAACUACAAAAAGAGAUUUUCUGUAGUAUUGAUGUGUUUAGCUGAUGCCAAAAGGAAAAUCAUAAUGGCUGAUGUGGGAUCUAUGGGAAGAUUUUCUGAUGCAGGAAUUUUUGAUAACAGCAUUUUCGGAAAGAGUCUAAAAGAAAAGAGAUUGAAUUUACCUCAGCCGGUACCAUUUUAUCAAGGUGGAGCAAAAAUGCCGUUCGUAUUUAUAGGAGACGAAGCUUUUCCAUUAAUGGAAAAUUUUAUGAGGCCUUACCCACGUGAUGGACUUAACGCAGAAAAAAAAAUUUUUAAUUACCGAUUAUCAAGAGCACGUCGUAUUGUUGAGGCAACUUUCGGUGUAUUGACGAGAAAGUGGUACGUGUAUCAUAAAGAUUUUGAAUGCAAAAUAGAAACAGUUGACAAGGUAAUAAAAGCAACAUGUGUUUUGCACAAUUAUUUAAUUCAAAGACAACCUAAUUAUAUAAACAAUAUUGAAAAUAACAUGGAGCAAUCAUUAUUAUCAGUUGGUGAUAUUAUAGAAACACAACAUUCUAGUAACGAUGGUUAUCAAGUUCGUGAAAUGUAUUGUUCAUACUUUAAUAAUCAGGGGAAGGUACCAUGGCAAGAUACUCGAAUUUUGAAAAGAAUCUAUAAUAGUCAGUGAUGUGAGACAGAUAUAGAUAAUUUGGCCAGCUGCGGACAUUAUUUAACUAUUUAGGCUAUUACAUUAU